Messenger RNA from Artibeus jamaicensis (Jamaican fruit-eating bat), 2247 nucleotides. Its product is annotated as serine/threonine-protein kinase MARK2-like. Lineage: Eukaryota; Metazoa; Chordata; Mammalia; Chiroptera; Phyllostomidae. Gene Ontology annotation, molecular function: ATP binding; protein serine/threonine kinase activity. The transcript has 7 exons. Bases 1 to 2247 code for a protein of 748 amino acids. Gene Ontology annotation, biological process: intracellular signal transduction; protein phosphorylation. The record is from RefSeq and is a predicted model, not a curated record. Gene Ontology annotation, cellular component: cytoplasm.
AUGCCUGAGGACUUCAGAGCCUCCCCUGACAAGGAGUGCCGUAUUGGGGGCUACGUGCUGCUCAGCACAAUAGGCAAAGGGUCCUUUGCUAAAGUCAUGCUGGCGCGCCACAUCGUGACAGGUGCUGAGGUGGCAGUAAAAAUUACCAACAGGCAGGGCUCCUCUCUGGCUUAUCGAGAAUGCCAAAGCUUGAAAAAGUUGAACCACCCAAAUGUCAUCAAACUGUUUGAAGUAAUUGCCACGCAAGAUCAUUAUUAUUUUUUCAUGGAGCACCUGAGCGGUGGUGAGUUACAGGAUUAUCUGGAAAAGUAUGGUGCCCGGACAGAAGAGGAGGCCCGCACACUCUUCAGACAACUCCUGUCGGCCCUGCACUAUUGUCACCAAAAGGGGGUCGUACACAGAGAUCUGAAGCCCGAGAACAUCCUCCUAGAUGCUGACCACAACAUCAAGUUAGCUGAUUUUGGCCUCAGCAAGGAGUUUUCAAAGAGCAAGCUGACCUCAUUCUGUGGCACCGUGACCCACAUAGCCCCGGAGAUCCUGAGCAACCGGCCCUAUGACGGCCCGAAGGCCGACAUCUGGAGCCUGGGCGUCAUCCUUUACAACAUCGUGACGGGCAGGCUCCCCUUCGACGGAGACAACUUUGGGGAAGUGAAGAAACGGGUGUUGAGGGGGCACUUCCUGCUACCACGUUUCGUCUCCGAGGAGUGCCAAAACCUGCUCAGGAGUAUCAUGACCCUUGACCCCACUGAGAGGCCAACUCUGGAGGAUAUUAUCAAGGACCCCUGGGUCAACAAAGGCAGCAAGGAGGGAGUGAAGCUGCACUGUGAGCCACCUAGCGGUGAUAUCGACCAUCAGAUCACCGAAAAAAUGAAACAUCUGGGGUACGACCAGGAGGAGAUCAGGGAGUCGAGACAACAUCAUUCCAAAACCCCAGAGCUUCAGGCAGUGGGACAGAAAAGGAACAGGCCGGCCAGUCGACCCACCAAUGUGGCAGCGAAGGUGGCCGUCCCUGCCACCAGCGUGGCACCAAGGGAGACUGUCCCCAGCACAAGAGUGGAAGUGAAGCUGGCUGUUCCAUCUGCCAGCUCACAAGUGGAGGUGGCCAUCCAAUCCAUCAGUGUAAACACAGAGCUGGCUGUUCCAUCUGCCACCUCAGAACCACAGGUGGUCACUGAACCCACCAGUGUACACACGGAGCUGGCUGUUUCAUCUGCCAGCACAGAACCGGAGGUUCUCACUGAAUCCACCAGUGUACACACGGAGCUGGCUGUUUCAUCUGCCAGCACAGAACCGGAGGUUGUCACUGAAUCCACCAGUGUACACACGGAGCUGGCUGUUCCAUCUGCCAGCACAGAACCGGAGGUUGUGAUUAAAUACACCAGUGUACACACGGAGCUGGCUGUUCCAUCUGCCAGCUCAGAACCGGAGGUGGUGAUUGAAUACACCAGUGUACACAUGGAGCUGGCUGUUCCAUCUGCCAGCUCAGAACCGGAGGUGGACAUCACAACCACCAGCCUGGAAUCGGGGGAGGAUGUCUCCACCACCGGUGGAGAAGGGAAGGGGGCCAUAAAAGAACAAAGUGGCCAAUCAAGGACACUCUCCUGCCCUGGGUCUAGGGCUGCCACUCCCAGGCCUGCCUUGCAUCACAGUUCUUUGGGGUCCUUCACCACUGCCACCUCAGCCCUCCACAAUGGCUCUUCAGGCUCCCUCACCACCCCAGGCAGCAGAGAGAGCACCACCAGGAGCACCAAAAACACCAGGAGCACCAACAGCAGCCAAAGCUCUUCCUCCCACCAUGGCAAGGGCCGGCAGCAGGGACCUAGAAGGACAACUGCCACCUCGGCACUCCAAAAUGGCUCUUUGGGCUCCCUCACCACCUUCAGCCUGACCUUCUGGUAUGGCCCUUCUGGCUACCUGACCACCACCAGCCUGGCCUUCCAGAACGGAUCUUCAGGUUCCCUCACCACUCCUAGAAGAGCACUCCUCAAUGCCUCUUGGGGCUCCGUCACCGACCCAAAUGAGCCCUCCAGCUGCUCUUCGGGCUCCCUCACCACUCCUAGCUUGGCCUUCCAGAAUGGCUCUUCAGGCUCCCUGACCACCAACCCUCAGCCUGACCCUCUGGGAUGGCCCUUCUGGUUCCUUGACUACAACCAGCUUGGCCCUCCAGAAUGGCUCUUCUCCCUCCCUCGCCACACUCAGGUGAGCACUCCAGAAGAGCCCAUUGGACUCCCUUUCACCCCUAGGUGA